Molecule: messenger RNA, 627 nt
Organism: Ipomoea triloba (trilobed morning glory)
Lineage: Eukaryota; Viridiplantae; Streptophyta; Magnoliopsida; Solanales; Convolvulaceae
Exons: 2
Coding region: 1-627 (208 amino acids)
Source: RefSeq, a predicted model, not a curated record
AUGGCUGAUCCCAAUGACUCUAUUAAUUCUUUAGAACAUACCAUUUCAGAUGCAGCUACGGGGUCUACGAUUUCAUCUACCCUACGGGGUCUACUUUCCUCUGCUCACCACUCUACUAUUGUUUACUUACUGGUUUAUAUGGAUGAUAUCCUUGUUAUGGGUAACAAUCAGACUGUGUUAGAUGAUCUGCUCUCCAAGUUGUCCAUUGCUUUCAAAAUCCGUGACCUUGGUGAGCUUGGUUUUUUUCUUGGGAUUGAGACUAUCAAGUGUGCUGAUGGUCUUAUGCUUUCACAACGUAGAUAUAUGAAUGAUAUUCUUAAACGUGCUGGUAUAGCUGAUUGUAAACCUCUUGCUACUCCUCUGUCUAUUUUGAGCCCUUCCUCUGUCAGCUCAGACUUGUAUGAUGAUGUUAUUCGAUACAGGAGCCUGGCUAGUGCGUUACAGUACUUGACUGUCACGAGGCCUGACUUGUCUUUUGCAGGCACUUUGUCUAUGGGCUUACGGCUGCGGAAGUCUGCUUCUACUAAGCUGCAUGCGUUUUCUGAUUCUGACUGGGCUGGUUGUCCUGAAGACAGAAAAUCCAUUAGUGGUUAUGUUGUGUUCCUUGGAACAAAUCUCGUGUCAUGA